UAAUACAAAAAUGGAAUCGCAAUUGCAACACACACAUGGCCGUCACUAUGACGAACAGGAACUACCAACCGGCCAACACACCGGUCAUGAUGAAGAUGAACAACAUCAUCAUGGCGAGAAGAAAUCAGUGAUCAAGAAAGUUAAAGAAAAGGCCAAGAAGUUAAAAAACACCAUCACUAAACAUGGACAUGGUCACCAUCAUCGUGAUGACGACGACGAUGUUGAAGAAACUGUUGAAGAUCCUGAAGUCCACGGUGCCCCAAUGUAUGAUUCGGCUAGGAUUGGUUUGGGUGGUCCAGAUGCAAUAUUGGCACAUCCCAGGGGCAACUUGGAAAGGCCAUCGGUGAUGGCCGAGGAUCGUUACACGAAGCCAGUGGCUAGCCAUGAUGUCCCACCGACUGUUUCUACUACUGCCGCUUUCAGAACCAACUUGUCUCAGCAGUCCGGUCUUGGUGGUCAUCAACAUCAAGUUUAUGGUCAACAAGAUAUAAAUCCAGAAAAAUGGACGAGUAAAAUAGGACAACCAACUGCUGGGAUGGAAGAGGAAGUUCCCUUUGCCCCUAAUCCAACUAGGGUGCCCACUCCUAUUACCGAGCACACAUAUGGUACAAAACAUGCAUUUGACCCUUUUGAAAAUUGCGGUCAAGAUGCGACUCAUGGAGGAUUGAAGAGCAGUAUUGGAAAUUCGACAGGAAUGAUGAAGGAUCCUCAUGCCCCAUCAGGGCUGGGGUCUGGUUCGGAUCCUGCAAACUACGAGACUAAAGUUACUAAUCCGACACACACAGGUGGUAAGGAAGCAGGACUCUCACAAAUGCAACAUUCAUUUGACAAAAUGGGUAUCCACGAUUCUGGAUCCGAACCAAAAAGGUUUGAUCCAGACCACCCUGAAAAUCUACCGCGUGACACCCUCACAGGAAACCAGUCAAGCACUCAGAGUAGUAGCUAUACUGAGAAGAUGUCAUCAACAGCUUCAGCCAUUGCAGAGAAGGCAGCAGUUGCCAAAGACGCCAUUGCUUCAAAGCUCGGUUAUUCUGGAGAACACCCGACGACAACAGAGUCACAUGAAAACGUCAAAAACUCGGGGACCACAGCGACAGAUUAUGCGCAUAAGAUAACGGAUAAGGUGACAGAAACGUUGGCACCUGUUUAUGAGAAAGUGGUUGAUGCUGGAAGCUCAGUGAUGUCUAAAGUCCAAGGUACUGUUUCUGGAACAGGACAGCAACAAAUGCAUGGAACCGAGACUUCGAAGGGAACGGAUAAAGGGGUGUCGGUGAAGGAAUACUUGGUGGAGACUUUGAGGCCUGGGGAUGAAGACAAGGCGUUGUCGGAUGCGAUAACACAUGCUUUCAACAAAGGAAACCAGGAAGAGUCUGAAAAGAAAUCUGUAGAGGAUAGACCAAUGGGGAGAGUGACUGAGUCAGUGGAAGUUAGAACUCGCUUGGGGACUGAUCAUCCUAAAGGGCAGCAGUCAGGGAAUGUGACUGCAAAUAAGAAUGUGACAGAGCGGUUGAGUGAUGCGAUGGGUUCGUGGUUUGGGGGAAAAGGGAAUGCACCACAAGGGACUCUCGGAACGUCCUAUGUGACAGAUCAAGGAUUGUCGAAUAAUCCGACUGGCCUCGAGGACAAGGGAAGAGGCAGGGGACAGUGA
Messenger RNA from Erigeron canadensis, 1648 nucleotides. RefSeq names its product low-temperature-induced 65 kDa protein-like. The transcript is spliced from 5 exons. The record is from RefSeq and is a predicted model, not a curated record. Gene Ontology annotation, biological process: response to abscisic acid; response to stress. Lineage: Eukaryota; Viridiplantae; Streptophyta; Magnoliopsida; Asterales; Asteraceae. The coding region runs from base 11 to 1648 and encodes 545 amino acids.